GAAAAAGCAAUAAAAAUAUUCUAGGGAUGAAAAUAAAGAAAGAAAAAUUUUAGGGAGAAAAGGGGGACAAUGAAACAUGGGUCCGUUUUGAACAAAUUUGUGAAAUAGGAGUAUUUAUCGAGAAAUUGUCUCAUGUAGGAGUAAAACUUAGGAGAAAUUCUUAAAUAGGAGUAUGUAUGUUUUCUUCCCCAAAUAGGACCAUAUUACUCCUAUUCAAAACAUACGGACUUUUCAAUUUCAUUCUUACCCAUAUUACAUUUAAUUCAUGGUCGAUCCACUAUUCCGCUCACUGCCUUCUCUCUGCUUCCUACGAACCAUCCUCACCCCUUCUCCAUGGAUUAGUUUCUUCUUCCCUGCAAAGAUCCGCCUUCUUCUUCUUCUCUGCAAAUCAGACUGGUCCACUGCACGCUGCCUACAAAUCAGAUUUUGACAGAUUUGUGACGGAUGUGGCGGCACUCGCAGGCGAAGUGGUGGUCUAGGAAUUUACAGUGGCGGCAGUUUCGAUGCAAGGUAGUUACGAUAACCAGAGUUACGGCGAUCGAUGGUGAAUCCGGUGUGCGCGGUGAUGGUUGAUAACACCUGCGGCCUGAGGGGGAGGGGCGGCGCUGGAGGGGAUGUGCCAGCAGUCUGCAGGAGAUGGCUGAGAGAAGCUCUUCAGUGCAAAUUGCCUUUCCAUUUACGAUUUGGUGCAAACCGCCUUUCGCCCCACUAUAUUAGUUUCUUUCCAUAAUUAGUUUAGGG
This is a messenger RNA of Cuscuta epithymum, 741 nucleotides long. The record is from the annotation of a GenBank genome assembly. NCBI's taxonomy places the organism in Eukaryota, Viridiplantae, Streptophyta, Magnoliopsida, Solanales, Convolvulaceae.